Molecule: messenger RNA, 1599 nt
Organism: Eruca vesicaria subsp. sativa (arugula)
Lineage: Eukaryota; Viridiplantae; Streptophyta; Magnoliopsida; Brassicales; Brassicaceae
Source: the annotation of a GenBank genome assembly
AUGGAGGAAGAGCUUCGUGUUAGACUCAAUGAUCACCAAGUUUCAAAGAUUUUCCCUGUGAAACCAAAAUCAACAGCGAAAUCUGUUUCCAAGUCGGAGACUACGGAUUCCAGAUACUGGUCCUCCUUCAAACCUAACUCCAACAUUCCUAAACUGGUCUCCUCCGUCGCCGCCUUGGCUUUCUCUCCGGUCCACCCUCAUUCCCUUGCCGUGGCCCACUCCACCACCGUCUCCCUCUUUUCCUCCCACACGCUUUCCGUCUCCCGCCGUUUCUCCUUCAAAGAUGUUGUCUCCUCCGUCUGUUUUCGUUCCGACGGCGCUCUUCUCGCCGCAUCCGACCUCUCCGGCGUGGUGCAGGUCUUCGACGUCAAGGAACGCAUGGCUCUCCGUAGCCUCCGCUCCCACAAGGCACCCGCGCGAUUCGUCAAGUAUCCCUUUCAGGACAAGCUUCACUUGGUCUCCGGAGGCGACGAUGGAGUGGUCAAGUACUGGGAUGUCGCCGGAGCCACCGUCAUCUCAGAUCUGUUAGGCCACAAGGACUAUGUGCGCUGCGGGGACUGCUCUCCCGUGAACGAUUCCAUGUUCGUAACGGGUUCUUACGAUCACACGGUGAAGGUGUGGGACGCGAGAGUGGACACGUCCAAAUGCAUCGCUGAGAUCAACCACGGGGGUCCAGUGGAGGACGUGGUCUACCUGCCGUCCGGUGGGAUGAUCGCAACCGCCGGUUUGAACAGCGUCAAGGUGUGGGACUUGAUCGGAGGCGGGAGGAUGGUUUGUUCCAUGGAGAGUCACAACAAGACUGUCACCUCUCUCUGCGUUGGGAGAAUGGGAUUGGAUGAAGCAGCGGAGAAUCGUCUUGUGAGUGUUUCUCUAGACGGAUACAUGAAAGUGUUCGAUUACGGGAGAGCAAAGAUGACCUACUCCAUGAGGUUUCCUGCUCCUCUCAUGUCCGUUGCGCUCUCUCCCGAUUCUUCCCUUCGUGUCAUCGGAGGGUCUAACGGUAUGCUGUUUGCUGGCAAGAAGAAGAAGCUGCCAGAUGCUGAGAAGAAGGCAACUAGCUUUUGGAGUGUCAAUAGCCAAGUGGAGGAGAGUAGGAGAAGGGCGUUGAGGCCUACUUAUUUCAGGUAUUUCCAGCGAGGCCAGAGCGAGAAGCCAUCCAAAGAGGAUUACUUGGUCAAGGAGAUGAAAGGAGUGAAACUGGCAAGACACGAUAAGCUCUUGAAGAAGUUCAGGCACAAGGAGGCUCUGGUCUCUGUUUUGGAGGAGAAGAAACCGGCCAACGUGGUGGCGGUGAUGGAAGAAUUGGUGGCCAGGAGGAAGAUGAUGAAGUGUGUGUCGAAUAUGGAGGAAGGGGAGUUGGGAUUGCUUCUGAGUUUCUUACAGCGGUACUGUACCGUGCAGAGGUAUUCAGUAUUGUUGAUGGCACUGACGAAGAAGGUUUUGGAGAUGAGAGCUGAGGAUAUCAACGGUAAGGAGGAGUUUAAAGGGGUUCUCAGGAACUUGAAGAGGGAGGUCAACCAGGAGAUUAUGAUUCAACAGUCUCUUGUCGAGAUUCAGGGUGUUAUUGCUCCUCUUAUGAGAAUUGCUGGGAGAAUAUGA